UUGACUGCAGCCCACGUCGGCAAACCGUGCACCAUGGACCCUGCGUCGGUGAUCGCUGCCGCGCAAGGCAGCUGGCUCAGGAGGGACCCGCGCACCGCCAGCUGGUUCCUGGUCGGCAACGUUCCGUUCCUGCUCUUCCUCUUGCUCGGCUAUGUUUACGUCGUAAAAAUAGGUGGGCCGCGUUUUAUGAAGGGGCGAAAGCCCUACGAAAGCAUCAAGCCUGUUAUCGUGAUCUACAACGCCACGAUGGUGCUCUUGAACUGCUACUUUGUGGUAGCCUUUCUGUCCAAGACCUACUUGGGCGGUGGUUACAGCUUCUUCUGUCAAGGCAUAGACUUUGAAGCGCGCGACGAUGAGACUAUGAGUCUGCUGACCCACUGCUGGAUGUACUUUUGGAUCAGAGUGGUGGAUUUUUUGGACACUGUGUUUUUCGUGCUGCGCAAGAAAGAAUCGCACGUGUCGUUCCUGCACCUGGCCCACCAUGUCCUGGUGGUCUCCAGCGGCUGGUACGGGCUCGCCUACGGAGCGGAUGGCCACGCGGCUUUCACUGUUAUCUUCAACAGCUUCGUACACGUGGUCAUGUACACGUACUACUUGUUAUCUCUCCUGGGACCAUCAGUGCGGCCCUACUUGUGGUGGAAGCGAUAUCUGACGCAGCUUCAAAUGUUUCAGUUUGUCAUUUUGAUGCUGCACGCGACGAUUCCGUUGUUCGUGGACUGCGGCUACCCGAUCGCUCACAUCUACAUUGGUCUACCCCAGGGUCUCUUUUUCCUCGUCAUGUUUGUUCGAUUCUACGCUAGCGCCUACAGCAACAAGAAGAAUCUCACUACGCGCAAUGGCGUUAUAAGGAAGAUAAAUUGACCUUCAGACGAACUCUCUGUCGAAUCUGUAUCAGGCUGCGAUGCAAACGUGUUCAGUGGCUUCUGUGACAAUGUGCCUAUUUUGCCUAUGCUCCUUUUUACAGGGCGUUUGAGCCAGUGUGUCUGAACGAAACGAAAAUAAAAACGAUAAAAAGUACAUUUUUGACCGGAACGUAAGCGAAACGUUUGUUAUAUUAUUUCGGAGUGAAACCGCAAUAUAUCUUAUUCGUUUUCGGUUCAAGG
This is a messenger RNA of Dermacentor andersoni, 1103 nucleotides long. Its product is annotated as very long chain fatty acid elongase AAEL008004-like. NCBI's taxonomy places the organism in Eukaryota, Metazoa, Arthropoda, Arachnida, Ixodida, Ixodidae. Gene Ontology annotation, molecular function: fatty acid elongase activity. Gene Ontology annotation, cellular component: endoplasmic reticulum membrane. Gene Ontology annotation, biological process: sphingolipid biosynthetic process; fatty acid elongation, polyunsaturated fatty acid; fatty acid elongation, saturated fatty acid. The record is from RefSeq and is a predicted model, not a curated record.